GAGCUGCUCAAUCAUCAAUGUCCAUGAGCAGCUAGCAAUAGGACUUAGGCGCAGGCAAAAGUGGGAAACACUCUGAGAAUGGGAAGGCAUUUGCAGGAGCAAUUUCUCUCGCGGCGCCUGUGAAAAGCGGGCUGGCAGGCGUUACGGGCUUGCCUUUCGUCGGGCCUAGCCUCCGGCUGCGCCCAUCGCCGCAGGGCCCCGAAAGAAUGGACGAGCCCCCUGCAUUUCGCGGGGAACCAGCUCAUGGCGCCAGCGAGUCCUCGAGUUGGGGGCAGAUCCUCAAGAAGCACAUGUACGACUGGCUUGCACUGAUCCUGCUUGCGGUUGGACUGGUGUUUUUGGACACCUUUGGACGGCCUUUCCACAGAUAUGUCCUCCCAGAAGAACUGCGGCAGCUGCGAUACCCCCUGCUAGCGAAUUCUGUUCCAGCGUGGGCAAUCCCUGCCUAUACCCUCCUGCUUCCGCUUGUUGUGUUCGGGGCGUUCUUCGCAGUGAAGAAGGACAAGCGUGAUUUCCACAAUGCGUUUAUGGGGCUGAUGGCGUGUCUGAUACUGACGUCGGUAGCGACUGAUUCGGUAAAACUAGCGGCGGGGAGGCUGCGGCCCGACUUCUCCUCGCGCUGUUUUCCCAAUGGACAGGAGUCCUUCUCAGUUCCGGGCGAACCGGCGUGCACGGGGCUUGCAAGCGAUGUGAUCGAAGGGCGCAAGAGCUUUCCUAGCGGACAUUCUUCAUUGUCGUUUGCCGGCCUGGGCUACCUGGCACUUUACCUUGGGGGCAAAAGCGGGACCUUCCGGGGACGGUUCCAGCUUCCCACCUAUGUGCCGUUCUUCCUUCCCCUGAUCGGGGCUACUGUGGUUGCGGUCAGCCGAGUGAGGGACUACUGGCACCAUUGGCAGGACGUUACUGUGGGGUCGCUUCUAGGGUUUGGGCUCGCAUGUUUCUGCUACCUGCAACUGUACCCGCCUCUGACUAGCGCUGCAGCCGCUCGUCCGUUCGUAGGGCAGUCCCUCUCGAGAUCCGAUCACCAUAUGAUCAGGCCAAGCGGGGAUAUUGAGAUAGGAGAUUCGGCAGGGUAAAGGUUUAGACAGUGUCUCUUGUUUCACAAGCUUGGCCGGGCCUCCCUAAGGGGUGAUCGGACUUUGGUCCAUAGAAGUUGAGAUCAGAGUCGCACCUGAACCCCUCCGCGCUUGCCAGCAAUGUUCAUAUGUUUACCAGUUGGAAGCAUGUGUCAUGUAUCGUCAGCGUCCAAAGGGGGGCUUUCCUCCCCACGCAACUGAUCAUUUUCUAACUUAUUGAAAGCGUCUGAGCUACCGAAU
Klebsormidium nitens is the source of this 1316-nucleotide messenger RNA. The record is from the annotation of a GenBank genome assembly. NCBI's taxonomy places the organism in Eukaryota, Viridiplantae, Streptophyta, Klebsormidiophyceae, Klebsormidiales, Klebsormidiaceae.